This is a messenger RNA of Cynara cardunculus var. scolymus (artichoke), 1246 nucleotides long. RefSeq names its product isoflavone reductase homolog TP7-like. The record is from RefSeq and is a predicted model, not a curated record. Gene Ontology annotation, molecular function: oxidoreductase activity. The coding region runs from base 66 to 992 and encodes 308 amino acids. The transcript has 5 exons. Lineage: Eukaryota; Viridiplantae; Streptophyta; Magnoliopsida; Asterales; Asteraceae.
UUUCAACUCAGUUGCUCCUUUCUCUAACAUCGUCGAUCACCGGAAUCUCGUCGUCGCAGAGAAAAAUGGCGGAGAAAAGUAAGAUUUUGAUCAUCGGAGGAACCGGUUACAUCGGAAAAUUCAUUGUCGAGGCCAGUGCGAAGUCCGGUCAUCCUACUUUCCUCCUUGUCAGGGAAUCUACGCUAUCUGAUCCUUCCAAAUCCUCCCUGGUCGACUCUUUUAAGAAAUCCGGCGUUACUUUCAUCACUGGGGACUUGUACGAUCACGAGAGUCUGGUGAAGGCGAUAAAGCAGGUAGACGUUGUGAUAUCGACGGUUGGUCACGCACAACUCGGAGAUCAAGGUAAAAUCAUCGUGGCCAUCAAAGAAGCUGGUAACGUGAAGAAAUUCUACCCAUCUGAGUUCGGAAAUGAUGUGGACCGUACUAAUGCCGUGGAGCCAGCCAAAACGGCCUUUGCAAUCAAGGCUCAGAUCCGGCGUGCCACUGAAGCUGAAGGAAUCCCUUAUACCUAUGUAUCGUCCAAUUGUUUUGCCGGUUAUUUCCUUCCAACUUUGGCUCAGCCAGCAGCCACGGCUCCACCAAGGGACAAGGUUGUCAUCUUAGGCGAUGGAAAUGCGAAAGUUGUUUUCAAUGACGAACAUGACAUUGGAACCUACACCAUUAAAACCGUGGACGACCCAAGAACCCUGAAUAAAAUCGUGUACAUCAAACCCCCCGCUAACAGUUACUCAUUCAACGAGCUCGUGUCUUUAUGGGAGAAAAAGAUCGGCAAAACCUUGGAGCGGGUCCAUCUUCCAGAAGAACAAGUUUUGAAGAACAUACAAGAAUCUCCGGUUCCACUCAACGUGGUGUUAUCAAUUUCUCACUCGAUCUUUGUGAAGGGAGAUCAAACAAACUUUGAGAUCGAACCAUCAUUCGGGGUGGAAGCUUCGACACUUUAUCCUGAUGUUAAAUACACUACUGUCGACGAGUAUCUAACCCGUUUCGUCUGAAAAAGGUGACUGGCCGGUGGCCGUAAUAACGAUGUUUAUGUCGAUUUAUUCCACAUGGGUUAUUUCUACUAUCUUGGCUUUCUGUUUGGUGGUCCUACGGUACUGCCAAAGCUUUAUGAGAAUAAAACACUAAACGUAGAAUGGAGUGGUUUUGAAUGUUUCCUGGCCUUCAACUGAAUGUGUGGUGAUUGGUAUUGUUUUUAUGGUCCUUGUAAACACAUUAAUCUUAAUGUCAACUUUUACGUCCUUGCAUA